AUGUCAAGCGCACAAGCAGGUACCAGCGUCGACGCUGCCCGCCCAUCCAAGCGCAGCAAGAUGGAAGCUCCCGAGACCGAGACUAUCACCAAUCCGUAUCUGGCCCACAUGAACGGAGAUGAUGCUUCGUCUUCUGCUGCCGCUAACUCGAACGGCUCAGUUGCAGACGACCAUCCGCUCGCUGGUCUUAUACCGCGCAAGGUGACUGGUCCUCAGGCACGAAAGGUGAUGGAGGGCGACGUCAACCCCUUCUCCGUUGCGCCCAAGCCGUUCUCGACCGAAUACAAGAAGAUUCUGGCAAAGAGGAAGGAGCUUCCCGUGUACGCACAGAUGGACGACUUCUACCAGCUCUUUAAUCACAAUCAAAUCAUGGUCAUGAUUGGUGAGACUGGUUCCGGUAAAACCACCCAGAUCCCCCAAUUUGUUGCCUACUCAGAUCUUCCAAAUACACAGAAGACCAAGGGCGCCGACGGCGUCUUGGCUCCUCGCAUGAUCGCGUGCACCCAGCCGCGUAGGGUAGCUGCCAUGAGUGUUGCCAAGCGUGUUGCAGAAGAGAUGGAUGUCUCGCUUGGCAAGGAGGUCGGUUACACUAUCCGUUUCGAGGAUGCCACCGAUCGAAGGACCACUUUCCUCAAGUACAUGACCGACGGUAUGCUUCUGCGCGAAGCCAUGCAUGACCACAAUUUGGAGCGUUACAGCUGUAUCAUUCUCGAUGAAGCGCACGAACGUACGCUUGCCACCGAUAUCCUGAUGGGCCUGUUGAAGGAGGUUGUUCAAAGGCGUUCGGACCUCAAGCUGAUCGUCAUGUCGGCCACGCUCGACGCGCUUAAGUUCCAAAAGUACUUCAACGACGCUCCUCUGCUCAAGGUCCCUGGUCGAACCUUCCCUGUCGAGACUUUCUAUACUCCUGAGCCAGAGCCAGACUACCUGGAAGCUGCUAUUCGCACCGUGAUCAUGAUCCACCAGGCAGAAGAUGCAGGCGACAUCCUUGUCUUCCUCACCGGUGAAGAGGAGAUUGAGGAUGCCUGUCGCAAGAUCAAGGCAGAGGCUGAUGACCUGGCAACCACAAAUCCGGACCUCUGUGGACCGCUCAAAGUGGUACCGCUCUACUCUUCGCUGCCGCCUGCACAGCAGCAGCGCAUCUUUGACGCUGCUCCGGCGCCCCUUACACCCAAUGGUCCCCCUGGACGAAAGGUAGUGGUCAGCACCAACAUUGCCGAAACGUCGCUUACCAUUGAUGGUAUCGUUUACGUGGUUGAUCCCGGUUUCAGCAAGCAAAAGGUGUACAAUCCGCGUAUCCGUGUCGAAUCGCUGCUGGUAACGCCUAUUUCCAAGGCCUCGGCGCAGCAGCGAGCAGGACGUGCAGGACGUACGCGUCCAGGCAAGUGCUUUAGACUGUACACGGAAAAGGAUUGGGCCAACGAGUUGAUCGAGCAGAGCUACCCCGAGAUCUUGCGCAGCAACCUCGCCAACACGGUGCUUGAACUGAAGAAGCUCGGCAUCUCAAAUUUGGUAACCUUCGACUACAUGGACCCGCCUGCGCCUGAGACCAUAAUGCGUGCGCUUGAGCUGCUCAACUACCUGGCCGCGUUUGAUGACGAAGGCAACUUGACCCCGCUGGGCGAGAUUAUGGCCGAUUUUCCGCUUGACCCUCAGCUGGCCAAGAUGCUCAUCGUCAGCCCCGAGUUCAAGUGCUCCAACGAGAUUUUGACGAUUGCCGCCAUGCUUUCGGUUCCAAACGUCUUUGUGCGACCCAAUUCGCAAAAGCAGCAGGCGGAUGCAGCUCAGGCCGAGUUUGCUCACCCCGAUGGGGACCAUUUGACGUUGCUCAACGUCUACCAUGCUUACAAGACCAACUGCCGUGAUAACAAGACGGCUGCCGACUGGUGCUGGCAAAACUAUCUGUCGCACCGUGCGCUAAUGCAGGCUGACAACGUGCGUUCGCAGCUGCAGCGUCUCAUGGAGCGUCACAACCUGGAUUUGGUCUCGACGCCGUUCGAGGACAAGCGCUACUACACCAACAUCCAGAUGGCGAUCGCUUGUGGCUUCUUCAUGCAGGUGGCGCACCGUGCUGGCGGCAACAAGAAAGCGUUCCAGACGAUCAAGGACAACCAGGUGGUCUCGCCACACCCCUCGUCGACGCUCGACCAUGCUGCCGAGUUUGUCAUAUACCACGAAUUUGUGCUGACCACGCGCAACUUCAUUCGCACCAUCACUGAGGUCAAGCCCGAAUGGCUGUACGAUUUUGCCCCUGCCUACUUUGACCCGAACAACAUGGACGGUGAAGUCAAGCGCAUCAUGAGCGCUCUCAAGGCUCGCAAGGAGAAGGGUGGUGCCACUGGCAAGCGCAGGUAA
Mycosarcoma maydis (corn smut) is the source of this 2355-nucleotide messenger RNA. Its product is annotated as putative DEAH-box ATP-dependent RNA helicase PRP43. Gene Ontology annotation, cellular component: intracellular anatomical structure; spliceosomal complex. NCBI's taxonomy places the organism in Eukaryota, Fungi, Basidiomycota, Ustilaginomycetes, Ustilaginales. Gene Ontology annotation, molecular function: RNA binding; ATP binding; RNA helicase activity. The transcript has a single exon. The record is from RefSeq and is a predicted model, not a curated record. Bases 1 to 2355 code for a protein of 784 amino acids.